GUGCCGCCGCCGCAUCGGUCUUGCGACAGCGGCCGCCGCGUUGGAAGCGCUAUCAUCUCGUUGCUUCUGGAACUGGCUGUGCCGCAGCCAGCGAAACAGACGACGGCUAUGCGCUCCAGUCUGACACUCCGACAAAAGCCGGAGGCACGGGCACUGCGCCGCAGCCAGUGCAGCUCCUACUAGCAGCCUUGGUGGGCUGUGAGCAGGCGACGGCGCAUUUUCUCGCCACGAAGCUACGGCUGCCGCCUAUUCGGCGGAUAGAGCUCCCCAGCCAAACAGUCUGGACUGUGCAGCUUUGA
This is a messenger RNA of Symbiodinium sp. CCMP2592, 299 nucleotides long. The record is from the annotation of a GenBank genome assembly. Lineage: Eukaryota; Dinophyceae; Suessiales; Symbiodiniaceae.